AUGGGAAAGAGCAAGAACAACGCUGGCAACGCCAACGCCGACGGUGCUGCCAGCGACAAGGUUCAGGUGCGUAUCGUUUCCUCCUUCGUGCUUGGCCAUUGCAUCGCGACAUCCUUGUACUUACACCUGGCUGCCCCCUUUGAUCGUGCACAGAAAUCCGCCGGCACCAUCGACUUCCUCUCCACCGAGGAGACGCUCGACUCUGCUCAACAGCAGGUACGCCUUCCUCACAUCUCCAAGCCUUUCGCUCGCGAGUCUUGGGAGCGUGCUCGGCCCUGGAUGCUCAUGCAGCGUCAAAAGCUCGAGGGCAUGGGCUGGGCUCCUGCCGACAAUGCUCGCGUGAGUGGGCUAGAUCGAGGCUACGGCUGUCAACAUUCCGAGAUGGCCGCUGAUCUCUUGCCUUGUUAUGCUACCACCCUGGUUCAGAUCGACCUUUACAGUUUGAAGAGGAACGCUCCUCACGGCUCCUUCACCGAGGACGGUUGUGAGUGCUGUCGUCCCCUUCGUCAAGGUGACUGUUGUGGUCGCUGACUGUUUUCCGGUCCAUCUUGAUCACUUCAAAAGUCGUCUACCUUCGUGUACCCAAAGCCUUCAUCAACUUCCAUCGAAGCGGCAAGCCCGAGGACGACAAGAAAGACGAAAGGACUCACCGUCACACUCGACGCAACAUUCACUCAACCGUCUACGGCAUUUCCGAUCCAUUGGUCUGGAAGCUGAAGAUCGACGCUGCCGAGUCGGACGAAGCGGACCGUGUGCCCAAUGUCGUCUUUGACGUUCUCGAGCCGAUGGAGAACAUUGCCUAUCUCGUCAUGACUCUAGCUCCCGGACUCAUCGUCCUCAACGCUUCUCGCAAGGACGCCAUGAUCCCCGGAUCUCACUCCACCGAGACCUCUCCAGGCGCACCGUCUAUCCGUCACCAAGCUCUCUUCGCCUCGUCAGAGGAGCUUACUCGCACGCUGGCCCCUGCUUUCUGGUACAAGCGCAAUGCUGAGCACCUCCGCAAGAUCCUCGGUGAUGUAGCUUUCGAAGCUACGCUUCGCGCCGCCGAGGACGAGGAGCGCUGUACCACGCGCAAACUGGGCGAAGUCGCCGAGAGAGUCUGGGAAGAGAUCCUUCCCGUCCAGGAGAAGAAGAAGAAGAGCAAGAAGACAUCCGGCAAGCGUCGCGACAGCACAGCCACCAACGCUACCGCAGCAGCGGAAGCUGGCAACAACGCGCCUUCGGCCAACUUCACCCCGAUGCAAGCUCCUGGUGUUGCUUGA
Messenger RNA from Ceraceosorus bombacis, 1262 nucleotides. Lineage: Eukaryota; Fungi; Basidiomycota; Exobasidiomycetes; Ceraceosorales; Ceraceosoraceae. The record is from the annotation of a GenBank genome assembly.